AUGAGUAGCAGCGAGAGAAGCUCCUUUCUGGAAAAGGACAAGGGGAACGACACCCAAAGUGCAGAUGGGGAGGAGAAACUCGUGGAGGAAGAUGUGGAAUCAAGACAAGGUAAAAGUGAGUCUGGUGAUGAGCGCAACAAAACUGGUGUAAAGGGGAAAUGGCUUAAGGAGAAUAAGGGGAGGAUAAAAGAGGACACCUCUGAGAAAUCCUAUAGGAGCUCCAUCAGUCUGCUCUCCGUUAGCGACUUCGGAAAGACGAGCAAUAGGAAACGGAAGAGGGAAAAGAAAACUGAAAAAGAGAGUAGCAGUCACAGAAUGAGGAGGCACAAGGACAGGGGGGAGAAGCGAAGACGCCGUACCGACCAUAGCCACUAUAGAAGUGCGAGCGACAUUAGCAGGAACAGUCACGAUAGAAGUGGAGAAAGUCUCUAUAGUCAUCAUAGUCGAGAGAGAAAAGAACGAAAAAGGAAAAAGGAGAUCAAAAAGAAGGGAAAGCACAGGUUCAGGAGUGGAGAAGCCGGAGGACGAGAAGGAAGAUAUAGCAAGCUAAGCAGUUUUAGCCUCUCCACCGGCUACACCGAUGCUGAUAUGGACCUGGAGAGCAUAAGCGACCUGAAUUACAAGUCUCACCAUGAAAAGAAAAAAAAGAAAAUCCCCAAAAAAGUGAGUAGUGAUUACCUUUCCAGUAAGAACCACCAUCAUAGAUACGAUGAAGAGAAGGGAAGCAAAAGAAAAAGGGAAGACGAAAGGAAGGGCUCAAGAAAUUAUGUGAUGAAGAAAAAAAACGGAUCGAUGAGGGAACGAAGUAGAGAACCAUCCUACUCAAUCAGUCUAACCUCAGAAGAAGAAUCAAAGAAGAGAAAAAAAAAAAAAAAAAAAAAGUUGGUAGAUGAUCGGAGUGGAAAAAGAAGCAGAAGAAGAAGUAGUGAAGAACAAACGCGUAAAUACAACUCAAAGGUGGAACCCCGACGCGAUAAGUUCAAUUACGAAAAGUAUCAUUAUUGGAGAGGCAACUCAGGGGAGUCUCAAUCAGAGGAGCAUCAUAACUAUCACCAUGAUGAUAGUAGGAGCCCACUUGGAAGAAGACAUUCACACAAAGGCACCACAAAGAGGCAUACAAAUACUCUAGGGGGGGAUGAAAGAAGGGGAAGUGAACAAAGACGCAUGGACAAAAAAAAAAAUAAGCUAAUAAAAGAAAAUAAAGCUUAUAAGGUUAAUCGAAGUGGGAAAAGAAUUGAUGCAUAUGAGUAUGAAUCCGCUACAGACACCUCUUCCCAUGAGGUGCAAUCUAGAUCCAAUCAUGCCCCCACGCGUAAAAAAAGGAGGCCCUACUUGAGUGAUGCUGAAUCCGCAGAUUUGGCCGUUUCAAUUAGAAGUGACGAGAGAUAUCUAGCCAAAGGAAGGAUGCCACAUUAUGGUACCUUAAUGGUACGAAGAAAAGGAGAGCGGGCUGAAGGUAGGAGAGGGAAGGAUGGUAUUCAUCACAACCAUGAUGAAGACGAUGAAAAGUUUUUACACUCCAGAAUGAAGAGAGGAGACCCCUUCAGGGACGGGAGACCAAGAAUGAUAAAGGAGGAGGAAGAAGAGGAAAUGCCUAGGUUUAGGGACCGAGAAUGGCAACCCUAUGGAGAAACACAUCAUCGGGAAUUUGAAAAAAGGAAAAUAUAUAUAGAAAGGGAGGAUCGAAUGGAGAGACCGACAUAUGGAUGGAUGAUGCACAGUCAGAUUGUUCGACCGCAUGGACAACACAACUAUGAUAAGAUGGAGUAUAAAGAAGAUGUGACUGUUUUAACUAAAAACAGAAGGCAUGAGCAUUACCCAGAGCAUGGAAACAAUAGGUUGAGUGAAGUUAGAAUCCCGAAUGGGAUGAUCAAUCGGGAGAAGACAUGUCCAUUUCUUUUGCGCUUGUUCUAUAAACUAGACGAAGAAUAUAAUAACGUCGAAGACGUUAGACUUUCCAAAGAAAGCGGAGUACAGAGCAACGAGCUGCAGAUAUAUGGAUGGUUGGAUAUCACGAUGCGUGAAAUUGUAACGUUAGUAAAAGAUUUUUAUCAGGAGAGCCGCAAGAGGGAUGCCCACUGGGUAUUCAAGGUAUAUUCCAACGAGAAAAAGGAACUAACUUUUUUGUCUCGUGUCCACAGUACCAAGUACAACUACCGCGAGGACAACAAGACGUUGCUAUCGUUGAACUAUGAGAUCGGAGACAUUCUGCUCCUCUCCAUCAUGUUCGGGGGGAAACCCACAUAG
Plasmodium knowlesi strain H is the source of this 2247-nucleotide messenger RNA. Its product is annotated as histone deacetylase complex subunit SAP18, putative. Bases 1 to 2247 code for a protein of 748 amino acids. Gene Ontology annotation, molecular function: transcription factor binding; transcription corepressor activity. Lineage: Eukaryota; Apicomplexa; Aconoidasida; Haemosporida; Plasmodiidae. The transcript has a single exon. Gene Ontology annotation, biological process: negative regulation of DNA-templated transcription. The record is from RefSeq and is a predicted model, not a curated record. Gene Ontology annotation, cellular component: nucleus.